This is a messenger RNA of Cladophialophora immunda, 2569 nucleotides long. RefSeq lists its product as uncharacterized. The coding region runs from base 155 to 2359 and encodes 734 amino acids. The record is from RefSeq and is a predicted model, not a curated record. Gene Ontology annotation, molecular function: copper ion binding; oxidoreductase activity. Lineage: Eukaryota; Fungi; Ascomycota; Eurotiomycetes; Chaetothyriales; Herpotrichiellaceae. The transcript has 2 exons.
CUUCAGUUCUGUCAUUGUCGCUUCCUGUGUUCGCUCUUGAGGUAUCCUUGGCGCCGUUGGCGUCGUCCAUUCGUUUUGUUCAGUGACGCAAACCAGCGUCGUCCAUUCCUUUGAUACCUUAUCUUCCUUUCUUUAGCUGUCAGCACUCUGCAAAAUGGCACGUUCUUCAGCAUGGUUAGUGCUGCUGUUGGCAGUCUUCUUCCAGGCUAUGCCUCAAGCUUCAGCAGGCCCUCCCGGAAGACCCGGUGCUCCAGCUCCAGCUCCCGCCCCUCCCUCUCACCAACCUGCCCCUGCGCCUGCUCCUGCUCCUGCUCCAGCUCCAGCUCCAGCCCCAGCCCCGGCGCCUCAACACAAUCCAAGCACUCCCAGCAAGGCUGACACCACCAGCAAGGCAGUGGUGACAACACCAUCACGUCCUUCCCAACCCGCUCGAGUCUCGUACUCUGGCGCAAAGAUAGUUGGCACGGCCCAAUUGCCAGCGUCGUUGUCGACAGUCAUAUUCGCUCAGGGUGCGUCGAGCACCGACAUUCCCAAGCAUAGCGGAUCUCUCGGAAUCAAUGGGCUCCCUCAGAGCAAGACCAACGGUAAUUCCCUCCUCGGCACGCUAUGGGCACCUAAAUACGACAGGUAUAUUGGAGAUGCACCAGGCCAAUGCAACUCCACCGUGGCACCAGCUGGGGGUUUCCCUUGGGGAGACCGAACAGCAAGCGGCACUAAUCCGUACACAUCAGCUCCCGUCACCGGUGUCGUUCGCUCGUACAACUUUGAGAUCACGCGAGGCUAUCUGGCCCCUGAUGGGGUCGAAUUGGAGGUUCUCUAUGUGAACGGCGCAUAUCCUGGUCCUACCAUUGAAGCAAACUGGGGCGAUACCAUCCAAGUCACAGUCACGAACAGCAUUACGGGCCCUGUGGAAGGCACAUCCAUCCACUGGCAUGGGCUGUUACAGUCAGGCACUCCCUGGGAGGAUGGUGUGCCUGGGAUCACGCAAUGCCCUAUCGCUCCCGGACAAACCUUUACUUACACGUUCAAUGCUGAUCUCUACGGCACUUCUUGGUAUCACUCUCACUUCAGUGCCCAGGCUGCUGGUGGCGUUCUUGGCGCAAUCGUCGUUCACGGACCCCAGAAUGCUGUCUACGACGAGGAUCUUGGACCGGUCAUCCUAUCAGAUUACUUUCAUGCGGAAUAUAGCACGAUAGUAGCAGACGUUAUGAGCACAGACCUCUCCAAGAUUCGGCCAUUUGCGGACAACACUCUCAUCAACGGCAAAGGGUUCUACGACUGCUCCUCAAUGGAAGAUAACUCGACUUGCACACCCAAUGCUGGUCUCUCCAAGUUCCAAUUCAACUCCGGGGAAUCUUAUCGACUACGGCUUAUCAAUGCUGGCUCUGCUGCUACACAGGUAUUCAGUAUCGACAACCAUACACUUACCGUAAUCGCAAACGACUUUGUCCCUAUUCAGCCAUAUACCACCGACUCCGUCACCCUCGGGGUUGGCCAGCGUGCGGACGUGAUUGUUCAAGCCAUCGGGUCUCCCAGUUCCGCGGUCUGGAUGAGAUCCAUAGUCCCAGCACGCUGUGGCAGUACCACACAACCUGUGGGUCUCGGAAUCGUCUACUACCAGAAUGCGAACACCACUUCCGAACCAGCCUCAAAAGCAUGGCCCGUCGACGAGACGCAGUGCGGCAACGACCCGCUGAGCCAGACGGUCCCAUAUGUCCCCAUUACGCCACCAAAGUCGACCACGACGAUCCAGGUUGACCUGAAUUUUGAGAUCAACGCCACUGGGCACUUCCUAUGGACCAUGGACGGCUCGACUUUCCGUACGGAUUACAACCUCCCUAUUCUCCCGCUCGCAAUCGCUGGCAAUGACAGUUUUCCCGAGGAAUGGAAUGUGUACGACUUUGGCAGCAACACGAGCUUCACCAUUGUCGUCAACAACGACAGCCCUCUCGUGCAUCCCAUGCACAUUCACGGCCACAACAUGUUUCUCUUGAACCAAGGCUCUGGCCGUUGGGACGGUAGCGUCGUCAACCCUUCAAAUCCAAUGCGACGGGACACUGUCCAGCUUCAACCGGGCGGGUACAUGGCAUUUCAACUUGAUGCGGACAACCCCGGCGUAUGGCCUUUCCACUGCCACAUCUCAUGGCAUGUGAGCGCCGGCUUGUAUAUGAAUAUCCUGGAGCGAACCGACCUUCUCCCAUCAGCCGAGAUCCCUUCCAGCGUCAGUGAUCUUUGCACCGCAUGGUCUGCCUAUACGGCCGAGGGUCCGAUUGAUCAGAUCGACUCGGGCUUGAGGAAGCGUGGCCACAACCACCUCGGACGCCAUAAUCACGCAAAUAUUGUCCGAAGGUCGUUGUAAAGAAAGAACCCAGUGGGUGGAGAGUGCCCGUUCCAGGCCGUUCUGGUUCUCGGAUCUUGACCAUAUAUUCACAUCAGUCUGGGACGACGGGCUAUGUGUGUGACUACAGAAACGGGGCACUGGGAAGAUUCGUUCAUGGAAGUUUGGCACGCAAUAUAACAUUCUUUUUGAGACUUUUGUAGCAAGUAGAGAAAUAUUCAAGCAUCAUGG